CACAAUGCUAUGAGAGCUCCAAAUACAUUUCGUUCAGCAAGAAAGAAAUCCUUAAAGAACUCUGCACUAUCUAUGACAGCCCUCUCGAUGUGACUGUGUAAGUUCCCUGCCUUGCGGAAACAACUGAAGAUGAUAAGAAUUACUCACAUAGGAAGAACACAUUUGGUAAGAAAUUUGGAUUACAGUUUCACUUGCAGUGAGGGAGCCUUCCUUUUAGGUGAAGGAGUUGACGUAGAGACAAAAGCGGUAUAGCUGAAAAAGAUGGAGGAACACCGGAUUCAUAUGAUAAUACAAAUGAUGGGUCUCCUGCUAUUUGCUCUCCCACAUUACUCUGACACCUUAAAUCUAAACCUGGUUAACUUCACAGAAUUCUCUGGCCCUGAGGGAAGCUUCUUUGGCUUCUCUGCAGAUUUCUAUCAGUUUAGCAACAACACGUGAGUAUUGCAAUGUACUAUUUGGUAAGUUUUGGCUAUGCUUCAUUCAGUAGGGUUUGCAUAGUUUUUAUGGUAUCUGUAAACUACACUAUAUAUACAAAAGUAUGUGGACACCCCUUCAAAUUAGUGGAUUCGGCUAUUUCAGCCACACCCGUUGUUGACAGGUGUAUAAAAUCGAGCACACCGCCAUGCAAUCUCCAUAGACAAAUAUUAGCAGUAGAAUGGCCAACUGAAAAGCUCAGUGACUUUCAACGUGGCACUGUCAUAGGAUGCCACCUUUCCAACAAGUCAGUUUGUCAAACUUCCGCCCUCCUAGAGCUGCCCCGGUCAACUGUAAGGGCUGUUAUUGUGAAGUGGAAACAUCUAGGAGCAACGUCUCAGCCACGAAGUGCUAGGCCACACAACCUCACAGAACGGGACCGGCGAGUGCUGAAACGCGUAGUGCGUAGAAAUUGUCUGUCAGCAGUUGCAACAAUCACUACCGAGUUCCAAACUGCCUCUGGAAGCAACGUCAGCUCAAUAACUGUUCGUCGGGAGCUUCAUGAAAUGGGUUUCCACUGCCGACCAGCCACACACAAGCCUAAAAUCACCAUGAGGAAUGCCAAGCGUCUGCUGGAGUGGUGCAAAGUUGGCCGCCAUUGGACUCUGGAGCAGCGGAAACGUGUUCUCUGGAGUGAUGAAUCACGCUUCACCAUCUGGCAGUCCGACAGACGAAUCUGGGUUUGGCGGACGCCAGGAGAACGCUACCUGCACCAAUGCAUUGUGCCAACUGUAAAGUUUGGUGGAUGAGGAAUAAUGGUCUGGGGCUGUUUUUCGUGGUUUGAGUUAGGCACCUUAGUUCCAGUGAAGGGAAAUCUUAAUGCUACAGCAUACAAUAACAUUCUAGAUGAUUCUGUGCUUCCAACAUUGUGGCAACAGUUUGGGGAAGGCCCUUUCCUGUUUCAGCAUGACAAUGCCCCCGUGCACAAAGUGAGGUCCAUACAGAAAUGGUUUGUCAAGAUCGGUGAUGAAGAACUUGACUGACCUGCACAGAGCCCUGACCUCAACCCCAUAGAACACCUUUGGGAUGAAUUGGAACGCCGACUGCGAGCCAGGCCUAAUCGCCCAACAACAGUGCCCAACCUCACUAAUGUUCUUGUGGAUGAAUGGAAGCAAGUCCCCGCAGCAAUGUUCCAACAUCUAGUGGAAAGCUUUCCUCUUAAGGAUCUGACCGUUUUUUUCAAUUUUCGCCUAAAAUGACAUAACCAAAUCUAACUGCCUGUAGCUCCAUUUGAAAGGAAACACUUUGAAGUUUGUGGAAAUGUGAAAUGAAUGUAGGAGAAUAUAACACAUUAGAUCUGGUAAAAGAUAAUACAAACUAAAAUACAUGCUUUUUUGGUUUUUUUUUGUUCCAUCAUCUUUGAAAUGCAAGAGAAAGGCCAUAAUAUAAUAUUGCAGUUUAGGCGCAAUUUAGAUUUUGGCCACUAGAUGGCAGCAGUGUGUGUGCAAAGUUUCAGAUUGAUCCAGUGAAGUAUUGCAAUACUGGACUAUUUUGUAUCAAGUCUGCCCAAAUGUGCCGAAUUGGUCAAUUGAUACAUUUUCAAGUACACAACUAUAGAGAACAUACAAAAAUGAUAUGGUAAAACAAAACGUAAAUUUACACACUCCCAGGAAUGUCAUACAUGAUGGAUAAUUAGCUUAUACACUAACUUUCACACAUCUAGAUGGCUGGGCGGGGUGGGUGUGGAGCCAGAGACAGCAGGGGUUCAAACUGUAGAACUCAGUUCCUACAUUUGAAUAUAAAAAUGGAUUUGAUCAAACAAAACUAUGCUACAUUUUAUCUCUGGGACCCUUAGGAUGACAAAUCAGAGCAAGAUUACUGAAUGUAAGUACACUAUUUACCUUCAGAGGUGAAUGUAUCAAACCAGUUGCCGUGAUACGUUUUUUGUUGUUGUGCACUCUCCUCAAACAAUAGCAUGGUAUUUUUUCACUGUAAUAGCUACUGUAAAUUGGACAGUGCAGUUAGAUUAACAAGAAUUUAAGCUUUCUGCCCAAAGAAGACAUGUCUAUGUCCUGGAAAGUUUGCUGUUACUUACAACAUUCAUGCUAAUCACAUUAGCACAUUUUAGCUCAACUGUCCCGUAUACGGGACACCGAUCCCGUAGAGGUUAAUGCCCAUGAUUUUGGAAUGAGAUGUUUGACGAGUAGCUGUCCACAUACUUUGGGUCAUGUAGUGUAUAUGCUGGUAUUACUCUUACAUUAAAUUAGGUAAGUUAUGUGGUGUUUGAAUGGCUUUUCAUCAGAUGCUUGUCUGAAAUCCCAGAGGUUAUUUUAACCCUAUUUUUUUCUGUCCCACAGCAUCAGUGUUGUGGUUGGGGCCCCCAGAGCCAACACAAGUCAGCCAGGAGUCACUGAGGCGGGGGCUGUGUAUCUCUGUCCCUGGGCACAGACAGGAGGCGCCUGUACUACCAUGACCUUUGACACAAAAGGUAAACAUUUACGUAUCAACAGUCAAAUUCAUGCAUUUCUCUAUUUUUUACUGAUGCUGUAGCAUACUGUAGAUCAGUAAGUACAAUACAAGUCAAAAGUUUGGACACACCUACUCAUUCAAGGGUUUUUCUUUAUUUGUACUAUUUUCUACAUUGUAGAAUAAUAGUGAAGACAUCAAAACUAUGAAAUAACACAUAUGGAAUCACGUAGUAACCAAAAAGUGUUAAAUAAAUCAAAAUAUAUUUGAGAUUCUUCAAAGUAGCCACCCUUUGCCUUGAUGACAGCUUUGCACACUCUUGGCAUUCUCUCAACCAGCUUCACCUGGAAUGCUUUUCUAACAGUCUUGAAGGAGUUCCCACAUAUGCUGAGCUGUGUUGGAUCAUUGUCCUGUUGAAAAACAAAUGAUAGUCCCACUAAGCGCAAACCAGAUGGGAUGGCUUAUCACUGCAGAAUGCUGUGGUAGCCAUGCUGGUGCCUUGAAUUCUAAAUAAAUCACAGACAGUGUCACCAGCAAAGCACCCCCACACCAUCACACCUCCUCCAGGCUUCACGGUGGGAACCACACAUGCAGAGAUCAUCCGUUCACCUACUCUGCGUCUCACAAAGACACGGGGGUUGAAACCAAAAAUCUCAUAUUUGGAAUCAGACCAAAGGACAGAUUUCCACCAGUCAAAUGUCCAUUGCUCAUGUUUAUUGGCACAAGCAAAUAUCUUCUUAUUAUUGGUGUCCUUUAGUAGUGGUUUGUUUGCAGCAAUUCGACCAUGAAGGCCUGAUUCACGGAGUCUACUCUGCACAGUUGCUGCUGAGAUGUGUCUGUUACUUUAACUCUGUGAAGCAUUUAUUUGGGCUGCAAUCUGAAGUGCAGUUAACUCUAAUGAACUUAACCUCUGCAGCAGAGGUGACACUGGGUCUUCCUUUCCUGUGGCGGUCCUCAUGACAGCCAGUUUCAUCAUAGUGCUUGAUGGUUUUUGUGACUGUACUUGAAAAAACUUUGAAAGUUCUUGAUUUUUUCCAGAUUGACUGACCUUCAUGUCUUAAAGUAAUGAUGAACUGUCAUUUCUCUUUGCUUAUUCGAGCUGUUCUUGCCAUAAUAUGGACUUGGUCUUUUACCAAAUAGGGCUAUCUUCUGUAUAACCCCCCUACCUUGUCACAACACAAGUGAUUGGCUCAAACGCAGUAAGAAUGAAAUAAAUUCCACAAAUUAACUUUUAAGGAGGCACACCUGUUAAUUGAAAUGCAUUCCAGGUGACUACUUCAUGAAGCUGGUUGAGAGAAUGCCAAGAGUGUGCAAAGCUGUCAUCAAGGCAAAGGGUGGCUACUUUGAAGAAUCUCAAAUAUAUUUUGAUUUAUUUAACACUUUUUGGUUACUACGUGAUUCCAUAUGUGUUAUUUCAUAGUUUUGAUGUCUUCACUAUUAUUCUACAAUGUAGAAAAUAGUAAAAAUAAAGAAAAACCCUGGAAUGAGUAGGUGUGUCCAAACUUUUGAAUGGUACUGUAAGUAAAGUAGGUAUUUAUUUAUUCUGGGCUCAAUUACAAAAAAGGUUGACAAACUGAGCUGUCUGAUGUAAAUACAGGUGAUGAGGUUUAUCCUCACCAGAACUUAGGGAUAAGGUCUUCAAAGUCCCACCAGUGGUUUGGAGCUACUGUGCGAUCCUCCGGAAACUACAUUGUGGUGAGUUUUUCCAGCCAUUGUGGCACAAUACUCUUCCCACUCUCUCUGACUCUUUGAAUUCUCAUAAACCAGUCACUCAUUGUGUUGUGAGUCUGAAGGCCGCUGUAUACAGUCACUGUGCAGUAUAGAAUGCAUCAGAUAUCGAUCCUCUAAAUCUUUUACACAUCCCCUCUCCCUCCCUCGAUUUAUUUUAUUUCCUCUCCCACUGUCAUUCUCCCUUUAUCAUUAUGUUUCUACCAACCACUGACCCCCUCUCUCUUUCGACCAUUGUUAUGUUUGUAUGCCUCUGCUCAUUCUCUAAAUCCCUUUGUUUUACCCUUCUAUUUAUCUCUAUAUCACUUUCCUUCUCCCCCACUUUCUCUUUCUCUCUCUCCUCCCGUCUCUCUCUCCCUCCCUCACCCUGCGCCAGGCCUGUGCCCCCCUGUUCCACUGGAACGUGAUAGACGUGGGUAAACGUGACGAGGCCCAGAACACUCCAGUGGGGAACUGCCUAGUGUUGAACACACUGACGGGGAAAACGGUUGACUUCUCCCCCUGCAAAGAAGUCAUGACGGAGAAGGUUUACAAAGCCCUGAAGUACAGUAAGAGAUAUUAGUCAUGCCAUUAGUACCUGUACAGUACAGUACUUUUGUCCACUAAAAACUUAAAGGCUGCAUUUAUGCAUUCAGCCCAAUUUUGAUCUUUUACCACUAAUUGUUAUUUUGACCAAUCAGAUUGGGCAAAAGAUCAGAUUUGGGCUGCCUGUGUUAACGCAGCCAAACAAGCAUCCAGUCAGAACCGUGGUGGUAAUUUAGUAUUAUUCUCACUGCUAUGCCUCAAAACGACUAGGGCAUUCCUUCUUAAAAUAGCUGACUUCAUGUUCACAAGUUUGCCUGCUGGUCUUUCUUUCUACUCUGCGUGUUUUCAUCUUUAAUCCUAAUCUUGAUUCUCAGAUAACGACAGACGAUACUGUGAAGUGGGAUUUAGCUCCGACAUAACAAAGGUGCCCACACUCCAAACUUUUUCUUUUUGAUUCAUAUAAUGUUAUAUAUUGCACAGUAAUGUAGCAGAAUAGAUCAGUAAUGGUUAGAUCCACAUAGUUUAUGAUAUUUUAAGGUAGUAAUUACACCAACAGUGUUAUGAUACCAUCUAUAACAAUAAUUUGAUUUGUUUCUUGCUGUACUAUUCUAGGAGGGAAGACUCCUUAUUGGUGCCCCUGGAGGCUACUACUUUCAAGGUAACAUGUGUCAUCUGGUGUUCGGAGUGUGUUAACAAACUUAUUAGCCUGGUUAAACCAGAUUGAACCAUUCACUGCGGUAAAACAGUGAUGAGUGCAGCGUUCAGUCUGGUUUAACCAGGCUACAACAUGGUGUCUUCCAUAAUUGCAUUCAUCAACACUCCUAGGUAGAAUGUGUACAUUAAUAGCCCUGUUCUUAGGAUGUCUCUGGGAAGAUAAUGGUUGAUGAUGACUGAGUAUGAUGAAUUAUCAUGUUACUAGUCUCGGAAAUCCCAGACCUAGAGCAACAGCAUGUCAGAACAUUGUGUGGGAGGCAACCCGUCUGCUUUAUUUUACUAAUAUCACUGUGGAAUAUUAUGAAAUAAAUACGUAUAAACAUUACUAAAGUGUCUUCCCCAAAUGCUGAUUGCGGUGCUUAACCUUUCUGUUGCAGGUCAGAUCAUCAGUGCAGGACUGCUUGACAUUGUCAACAGUGCCAAGAGACAGAAUGCCAAACCUUAUGUGACAGGACAAACCCAUUCCCCUGAGACUGGUGGAUACGAUCGUUACCAUGGUAAGAGGGUUACACUCAAGACUUGUGGUCUAAAGCAAUUGUUUUCAAGCCUCUUCUCAGAGACGCCCAGAUGUUUCACUAUUUUGUUGUAGCCCUGAACUAGCAAACCAAAUUCACCUAAUCAAGGGCUUGAUGAUUAGUUGACAAGCUGAAUCAGGUGUGCUACCCCGAGAAGAUGUUUGAGAACCACUGGCCUAAAAUAUUCAGUCCAAUGAUAUUCAGAGACAUUCUCAUUAGUUCAAUAAACCAGAAAGGUUGAUGCGUUACACUGGUUCGCCAACAGGGUAUUCUGUGGCCACUGGCGAGUUCACUGGAGACUCAAUACCAGGUGAGAAAGUUUCCGUCAAAAGUGUCCACACAACCAGAUAAUUACUAGCCUGGCUCAGUUUGUACUAUCAUUCCAACUCAUUGUCAUGCCAAGCAUUUGUUCAUGUUUGGCAUGACAUGGAAUGGCAAGGAGUGGAAUGUUAGCACAUGGCACAGACUGGUGCCCAGGCUAGAGAAUAACUUCCUACACUUUAUGUGCCUGGUAGUGAUAGUGACAGCUGCACAAACCUUCAAACAUUUGUCGGUAAGAUACAAAAGGUUGAAACAUUUCUCAAUAAUUAAUGAUUGUGUUUUAAAUCCAGUACAAGUAUUUAUUUUCUGUUUCAGAUUAUGUGGUUGGGGUGCCUAAUGACCGCAACACAGCAGGAACAGUAAGGGCUCCCGAUGGCGUUAUGAUAAUUUACUUUUCAUUUAUUAGAGAGUGAUCUAAGCUAAUGUUUUGGUUUCUAUCCAGGUCAAAAUCUAUAAUGGAAAUGCAAUUAACUUUUUGGGAGUGAAACACACAUUCUUAGGCUCUCAGGUGAGACCAUACUUACAUAACUUACAUCAUACUUUAUUUUGAUUAACUUGUUUACAGGAGAGUGAUGAAGAAGUGAUCACUAUGUGACAUCAUGUCUAUACAGAUAGGCCUAUGUGUUGAUAUCUGAGUGAUGAGCGAUGUAAUCCACUCAAAACCACAUGCAUCUUUUAUCUUGCAGGUGGCCUCUUACUUUGGCCACAGCGUUGCAGUGACUGAUAUUAACAAUGAUGGGUAAGUAAGUCAGAACUCUCUUACUUACUUUUUUUUGUCCUUGAUCAUUGAAGUAUCAAACAUGAAUUUACCACCUGAUAACAUCUAAGCCACUGGUCGCUGGUUUGCUGUCUUGAGGAACCAUGAAAAAGAGCUCAAAUAUCCAGCCGUUCUUGCUCUGUCUACUACAGACGAGAUGACAUACUAAUCGGGGCGCCGCUCUUCAUGGAGCGUGUGUCGGGCCAGCAGUUACAGGAGGUGGGCCAGGUGAGUGAACACCUGAUGAGCCCUGGGUGGUCGAAAUGUUAUCAAAUAAAUCUAUCACAUGGGAGCAGAGUGCGCAGUCUCCAUUCACCUUUUAUUAACCAUUUUGUUUAUACCCAGCACCUGCUCCGAGACAAUGGAUGUGUGUAAUCCUUUCCCAGGUGAGUGUGUACCUGCAGAGAGAGCGCUCCACCUUCCAUUCCAAGCCAGACCAGAAGCUGACAGGUUCCCACGUGUACGGACGCUUUGGCAGCACCAUCGCCCCCCUCGGUGACCUGGACAAGGACGGUUUUAACGGUGAGGCUCUGAUAUACAGUAAUUUGACUUUUAGUACAUGUAUCUGCCCUUCUACUAUAGUAACUGCCUCAGGGGCAGCAGAAUCAGUAGUAUCUGGUUGUCUGGGUAACUUAACCAAGGAAUAUUAUUAAAUGUGAAAAUAUCCUCCGCAAAACACUUUGUUUCUGAUUGGAGAUUAAUCUUUGAUUUCAUGAUUCCCUCUUGAAAUGCUCGAUUUUCUAAUGGUGGGGAAUGGUUUUGUCAUAGCAGUCUUUCGAUGCACUCUGUCCAUGGAUUACUCAUCACUAUAAAGCGUUUCUCUCUCUCUCCCUCUCCCUCUCUCUCUCAGAUGUUGCUGUGGGAGCCCCAUCCUCAGGCGUUGAAGGGAGGGUUUUCAUCUACAUGGGAACUAGCAAUGGACUGUCUCCCCAGUAUACCCAAGUCAUUGAGAGUCCCUUCCAGUCCCUAGGCUCUCCAGCACAGUUUGGCUUCACCCUGAGAGGGGCCGUUGACAUUGAUUCAAAUGGCUACCCAGGUUAGUCUGAAAACGAACUCUUCGGAAACUGUGGGCUUGCUUACCUUGAUUUAGAAAAUAUGUGUAUUUGAUUAUAUUUCGGUUAUACAUGCGUUUUGACUUGAAGUAAUUGAUUCUAGCCCAAAAACAAGAUUUGAGAAGUUAUGGAACAACAAACCUUACUCCGCCAACAAUUCCCAACAAUCUCCUCAACAAUGUCCCUACCUCUCUUGUCAAGCCACAGUGUCAAUCCUGCCAAGACCACUUGGAGAUGUCAAACUGUACGAUCACUUGGAGGUCACGCUGUUCCCUUACGACUCCACUAUCAGCCUCCACUAUCAGCCUCUGACGCAGCCUUGUGCUUUUCGUUGUAGCUGACUACUACCCAAGGACAUAUUGCCACUGCUUAACAAAGGCCCCGUUCCUUUCAGUCCCAGUAAAAACGUCCUCUGACAUGUUGUUUGUCUCCCGUCCCCCUGGAGGCGAAGGCACAUUUCUCGGACACACAAGAGAAAAACAGAAAGGUCACUCAUCCAGUGGAGUGGCUGACAUUUGUCCGGGGAGAGCACUAAAUGGAGAUACAUUUGGUGCCCUGGGGUCCCUUGGAGACUAGUGAGCUACUCUCAACACAGCAAUGCUUUUUGAUGUGCAACACCUCUGGCUUUUAAAGACACUCAUGCAGGGACGGCUUGUUCAAUAGGGCGAUAUGGGCGACGCACUGCCAAACGGGAAAAGGAAGGGAUUUUUUUUCUAAUCAAUUAUAAAAAAUAAAAAUAAAAAAAAUAUAUUUUUUUUUUUUAUAAAUUUAUAAAAAAUUAUAUCACGGCAACAGCAGUUAUCAGUGUUCACGUCUGAUCUGACAGCCACUAAAUGUCAAAUCAGGCUAAAGUCGUGCUUCAAAUGGCCCCGCCCGUUUUUUGGGCGAUUUCAGUCAGGUUGAAAAUCGCCCAGAAGUCUCUCAUAGCCUGUCAUGUAAAAUCUAUUUUUUUCACAUUUCAAAGCUUUCAAUACAUUCUCUAUGGGUGUCUGUGGGCUUGCACUUACGCGCUUUCGUCAUACAUAACGUAACCACGAAUGAACGUAACUAAGAAAAGACCAGGUAGCAGCCUCAAUCAAUUCACUACUACUAUCAAAAUGGCUAGGCUUCAGUCCAACUCGAUUGUGUCUUUGAAAGAAGUUCCUUUUUGUCGGCGAACAAAUGAAGAUAAAUUGGCAACGAAACAAUUAGGACCUCCCAGACCAAAUUUAAUAAUUCAACAGGUUUCUACUAAAGGCGGAAAGUCCUACACCCGAGGAUUUUCCAAAAAUUGGUACGAACGAAAAAAGACAUUGCCACUCACUCAACUGGAUGACGAGGGAUACAGGCUAGCUGUCCGCCGCCACAACGAUGAGGUUAGUGUUGAUAAUCACAAGUUUACUGGAUGUGGAUAUGGUGUAAUAAAGGCAGUUUAUUCAGAGGUAAAUAUAUCUGGAAUCGCGUUCACGGACCCGUUCGUCAAACUCUUAGGGAGCUAUAAAUUAAGCAUAUCCAUAUCAGAUAAGAGAAAUUGCUGCAGCUACAUAUAUUUUACAUCCUGGCCCUACAUAGUUCACUAUUUGCAUCACUUACCAAAAUAUUACAUGUGGUCAUAUAUGCUUGGAAAGUGGAGAUGCCAUAGAACGUCAAAAAAGUAAACAUUGCUGGAGACACAUUGUCGUUUUGGAGAAGACAUCGCGUUUGCUAGCGAAGAGAUUUGUUGUGGCAAAUGAACUUGGCCUGGGAAUUGCCAGGAACCUCACGAUAAGAUAUAUGCAUCAGCAUUGCGAGUCUCAUGAUUCUAUACGUAUUGCGAUUCGAUACUGUGAUUUUAUUGCGCACCAUAUGUCUGUUGCAGAGGGAUCAGAAAGCCAUGAGAACGAGUUUUGAUCAGUCAUGGAAAUAAAAGUGCUGAAAACUAAUUGGCUCCCAAUGUGAAAAGAUUGAGAACAAGCUAUGAAGGAACAAUAAUGGUGUUUUGGUGCAGGUACAGCCAACUAGCGCUAAAAUAUUGCGAUAUUGUCAAUACAGUAUAUCGUAAAGUAUCACUAUGUAACUCGAUUUCUUUCACCCCAAUCCCUCAAAUUAACGGUAAAUAACUGAAUUGUUUGCCCCACAUUUAGCUAAGAUGAUUAGCUAGCCAGCUAAAAUGUUUUAUUUAGUUAGCAGUCGCAUCUACAAUAGUUUACUGUCAAUAACAUGUCUCCAAAAAUGACGUGGUGUCUCCAAUUGUGUUGACAUUUUACAAUUGCAAUGCGCACCCAUGAGUAUCCACUUUCUGUAGCUCAGCUGGUAGAGCAUGGUGCUUGUAACGCCAAGGUAGUGGGUUCGAUCCCCGGGACCACCCAUACACAAAAAUGUAUGCACGCAUGACUGUAAGUCGCUUUGGAUAAAAGCGUCUGCUAAAUGGCAUAUUAUUAUUAUUAUUAUUAUUAUUAUUAUUAUCUGAAGAGAGCCCCGAAACAUUGUGUGCAGACAUUUUAUGCAAUAAAUGAAGUAGGUUCAAUCUAGUAGUUCUGAUCUUCUGAUUGGUCCUGAUGAGUUGGGCGAGGUCACCUCCAGGCUACUGUCACUGUUGCAUUGGCUCUGAGUCGGGUUCUCUGUCUUCAAAUGUUCAGCCUAAGAGAGGGGAUUUUUGUGUGUGUGUGUGUGUGUGUUUAACAGUGAUGAUGUGUGUGUGUGUGUGUGUGUUUAACAGUGAUGAUGUGUGUGUGUGUGUGUUUGUGUGUGUGUGUGUCCUCAGAGCAAGAACUCGUGAGUUGGAAGAACUGAGAGGCCUAUGGCGUGGGUGUUGUCCUUGGCCACCUGCUGACAAGGCUGACAAGAUAGGACCCUUUUGUCCAUUGUUAUUGGAUAGGAACAGAACUUAUAACCAGCUCCUGACCUAAAUAGAUCUUAGCACAACAUUUUACUCAACAUAUCAUAUUCCAUAUUCACUAUAACAAAUAUAUUUACUACGACAUUAGCAAGAACCGCCACAUCCUCAGCCGGCUAAUCCAGUGUGUGAAGUUUUGCGGAGUGUUUGAGUUAGCUUUGCGAGGCAAAGAUGAAACUGAGGGCUCCACCAACCCUGGUAAGCCAACACUUUUGAGAUCAGUCAAUAAAUGCUUCUGGUAUUGACUUAUAUGCUGCCCCUGUCUUCAUGUUGUUGCUGGACAUAUCUUUUUUUUAAAUGUGUGUAGGUCACCUAAAUCAUCAGAAAAAUUGCCCCUCCUGAGAAUUUUUUCAGGAGCCGCCACUGCACUCAUGGCACUCUUUGUCUCUUGUCUCCCCAGUGAGGUCGUUACAGUUCAACUCUUUGGGACAAACUGGUCACUGUGAAAACGAUUUCCUUUUUUUUUCAGCUGACCUCUUUCCCUGAAAAUAGUUUUGUUUCUUAGGAGUCGCCGUGAUAUGAAAGCAGACGUCCUGGCUGUUAGCAAAGGGCAAUCAAUCCCAUGGACUAUUUUUGUGACGCUUUCAUGAGAAAGUGCUAUCGAUCAUGUAUAUCUUUUUUCAGAAGUUGUUUCAUGACCCUAUAUUUCUUACGUUUCAAGGCUAGAAAAAUAAGAGCUUGCAACUUGUUACUAUGAAUCUUUGUUGCCUCACAGAUCUAAUUGUUGGUGCAUGGGGAGUCAAUAAGAUUGCUGUGUACAGGUAAAGUAGUGUGAGAUAAACAAACAGUUUAUAUGUUACUUUAAAUUAACUCGAGAAAUGUUAUCUAUAGCAGGAUUAACAUUUGCAUUCACAAUGUACCCACAACGUCUGUUCAGUGGAAUGAAUGUCUAUUAGUAUUCUACAAUGUCUAUUUUUUCUCUGUUUGUGUGGGGUUGAACCAGGGCUCAAGCCGUGGUGAUGGCCAAAACCCAACUCUCCCUCUACCCUGACUUCUUGAACCCAGAUGUGAAGGAGUGUGAGCGCCCCACCACCAACGAGCCUGUGGCCUGGUAAAGAUUCUCCUCAUACCAGAGUAUCAUACCACUAGUGUGGGCAUUAACCAUAGCUGCGGGAAGCAGUUUGGGGGUUGGGGUGCUGCGUUGAUUCUUAUUAUUUCAUUAUUGUAUUUUUUUAAGGGUGGGGAGUGCUGAAAAAAGAUUUGUGCCUGCACUACAGACGCUAUAUCGGUCCGCUAAUAGCACUAUUAACGGUCCAGUGCAAUAUUUUGUGAACAAAUGUUUAAAAGUUGUAUUAAUAUUAUUUUUUAUUCCGAUUUUUUUAGGGGGUGCCGCAGCACCCUCAGCACCCCUACUUCCCGCCGCUAUGGCAUUAACCCAACUCACCUCUGCUGCAGGAAUGUUUGUGUAUUUUUGGCCAACUGGGAAGAACAUUUCUGAUGGACAAAUGUUGGUGGGCAUGGCAAGCAUGCACAUGUUGGCACUAUGUAGAAUUCCUGUAGUAUCCUAAGUGCCGAACACAUUAUUGAGAUGUGUGACAUGCCUGGACAGUUCCUGGUUGUGUUAGACCAGUGGCGGCUCCUGAAAAAAUUCUCAGGAGGGGCAAUUUUUCUGAUGAUUUAGGUGACCUACACACAUUUAAAAAAAAGAUAUGUCCAGCAACAACAUGAAGACAGGGGCAGCAUAUAAGUCAAUACCAGAAGCAUUUAUUGACUGAUCUCAAAAGUGUUGGCUUACCAGGGUUGGUGGAGCCCUCAGUUUCAUCUUUGCCUCGCAAAGCUAACUCAAACACUCCGCAAAACUUCACACACUGGAUUAGCCGGCUGAGGAUGUGGCGGUUCUUGCUAAUGUCGUAGUAAAUAUAUUUGUUAUAGUGAAUAUGGAAUAUGAUAUGUUGAGUAAAAUGUUGUGCUAAGAUCUAUUUAGGUCAGGAGCUGGUUAUAAGUUCUGUUCCUAUCCAAUAACAAUGGACAAAAGGGUCCUAUCUUGUCAGCCUUGUCAGCAGGUGGCCAAGGACAACACCCACGCCAUAGGCCUCUCAGUUCUUCCAACUCACGAGUUCUUGCUCUGAGGACACACACACACACACAAACACACACACACACACAUCAUCACUGUUAAACACACACACACACACACAUCAUCACUGUUAAACACACACACACACACACACAUCAUCACUGUUAAACACACACACACACACACACAAAAAUCCCCUCUCUUAGGCUGAACAUUUGAAGACAGAGAACCCGACUCAGAGCCAAUGCAACAGUGACAGUAGCCUGGAGGUGACCUCGCCCAACUCAUCAGGACCAAUCAGAAGAUCAGAACUACUAGAUUGAACCUACUUCAUUUAUUGCAUAAAAUGUCUGCACACAAUGUUUCGGGGCUCUCUUCAGAUAAUAAUAAUAAUAAUAAUAAUAAUAAUAAUAAUAUGCCAUUUAGCAGACGCUUUUAUCCAAAGCGACUUACAGUCAUGCGUGCAUACAUUUUUGUGUAUGGGUGGUCCCGGGGAUCGAACCCACUACCUUGGCGUUACAAGCACCAUGCUCUACCAGCUGAGCUACAGAAAGUGGAUACUCAUGGGUGCGCAUUGCAAUUGUAAAAUGUCAACACAAUUGGAGACACCGCGUCAUUUUUGGAGACAUGUUAUUGACAGUAAACUAUUGUAGAUGCGACUGCUAACUAAAUAAAACAUUUUAGCUGGCUAGCUAAUCAUCUUAGCUAAAUGUGGGGCAAACAAUUCAGUUAUUUACCGUUAAUUUGAGGGAUUGGGGUGAAAGAAAUCGAGUUACAUAGUGAUACUUUACGAUAUACUGUAUUGACAAUAUCGCAAUAUUUUAGCGCUAGUUGGCUGUACCUGCACCAAAACACCAUUAUUGUUCCUUCAUAGCUUGUUCUCAAUCUUUUCACAUUGGGAGCCAAUUAGUUUUCAGCACUUUUAUUUCCAUGACUGAUCAAAACUCGUUCUCAUGGCUUUCUGAUCCCUCUGCAACAGACAUAUGGUGCGCAAUAAAAUCACAGUAUCGAAUCGCAAUACGUAUAGAAUCAUGAGACUCGCAAUGCUGAUGCAUAUAUCUUAUCGUGAGGUUCCUGGCAAUUCCCAGGCCAAGUUCAUUUGCCACAACAAAUCUCUUCGCUAGCAAACGCGAUGUCUUCUCCAAAACGACAAUGUGUCUCCAGCAAUGUUUACUUUUUUGACGUUCUAUGGCAUCUCCACUUUCCAAGCAUAUAUGACCACAUGUAAUAUUUUGGUAAGUGAUGCAAAUAGUGAACUAUGUAGGGCCAGGAUGUAAAAUAUAUGUAGCUGCAGCAAUUUCUCUUAUCUGAUAUGGAUAUGCUUAAUUUAUAGCUCCCUAAGAGUUUGACGAACGGGUCCGUGAACGCGAUUCCAGAUAUAUUUACCUCUGAAUAAACUGCCUUUAUUACACCAUAUCCACAUCCAGUAAACUUGUGAUUAUCAACACUAACCUCAUCGUUGUGGCGGCGGACAGCUAGCCUGUAUCCCUCGUCAUCCAGUUGAGUGAGUGGCAAUGUCUUUUUUCGUUCGUACCAAUUUUUGGAAAAUCCUCGGGUGUAGGACUUUCCGCCUUUAGUAGAAACCUGUUGAAUUAUUAAAUUUGGUCUGGGAGGUCCUAAUUGUUUCGUUGCCAAUUUAUCUUCAUUUGUUCGCCGACAAAAAGGAACUUCUUUCAAAGACACAAUCGAGUUGGACUGAAGCCUAGCCAUUUUGAUAGUAGUAGUGAAUUGAUUGAGGCUGCUACCUGGUCUUUUCUUAGUUACGUUCAUUCGUGGUUACGUUAUGUAUGACGAAAGCGCGUAAGUGCAAGCCCACAGACACCCAUAGAGAAUGUAUUGAAAGCUUUGAAAUGUGAAAAAAAUAGAUUUUACAUGACAGGCUAUGAGAGACUUCUGGGCGAUUUUCAACCUGACUGAAAUCGCCCAAAAAACGGGCGGGGCCAUUUGAAGCACGACUUUAGCCUGAUUUGACAUUUAGUGGCUGUCAGAUCAGACGUGAACACUGAUAACUGCUGUUGCCGUGAUAUAAUUUUUUAUAAAUUUAUUUAAAAAAAAUAUAAUUUUUUUUUAUUUUUAUUUUUUAUAAUUGAUUAGAAAAAAAAUCCCUUCCUUUUCCCGUUUGGCAGUGCGUCGCCCAUAUCGCCCUAUUGAACAAGCCGUCCCUGUGUUAGACUGAUCUUUCCCAUGAUGAUGUGUGAAUUUGUUCUUUUAAAUUCAGAAUGACAUUAUGACUGUCUCUCUCCUUACAGCUUCACAGUCAUGAUGUGCAUUAGUGUGUCUGGCCACAGCAUUCCACAGGAGAUAGGUAGGAGAUGCAUACUGAAGUCAUUGAUUCCUGUUGAAACAUACAUAUUCUCUUUGAGUUUGAGUUUUCUGUUUGUUCAAGAUACUGUAAAUCCACUCUUGUAGUUCUAGAUGCAGAGCUUCAACUGGACAAGAUGAAACAGCCAAUGGCCAGGAGGACCCAGUUGCUGCAGACCAAUCUGCCCCAAGAGUAUUUCCAGCUAACCAUUCAGAGAGAUGUGGGAGUGGUCUGCAGGAACCAAACUGCUUACCUAAGGGUGGGUUGCUUUUGACAAUUUAGCCAAUUUAUAGGCCUGUAUUUUGUUUAUAGAGUAUUACAAUGGUCAGUGCUCAAAACCUGAAUGUUGCAGCAUUGUUCUUACCAGGCUGAUGCCUCCAAGUGGCCAUUCACUGAAGUGACACUACAACAGGCUCCAAUACUAUUAGUAACCUCAGAAACAUGUAGUGAACACUGCCAUUGUCAGUGGCAACAGACAAACCUGAAAGGGGAGUAGAUUGAUAUUGUCUUAACACAACAUGAUCCACUAAACUGCAGUAGAUUUUUACUGAAUUUAAAUUGAAUUAAGGGUAAAUUGCAUCAAUGUCAGUACUGCAUCCUGUCUCUCUUUCCAGCAUGAGUCAGAGUUCAAGGACAAGCUGAGCCCCAUCUUCAUCUCCCUGAACUACAGCCUGUCCAACUCCAACUCCCAGGAGGCCUUGCUGCAUGGCCAGAGAGCUGUGGUCACACAGGUGACAUCACACAUUAUAUUCUAAAUGUAUUAAUACAUUUUAGUUUGCAAAGGAAUAACAUUUUAUAAGUGGUGAUUACACAGUUGUAACUUAUGAAUUAGCCUACGUGUUUCUUUGUUUUGGUAUACAAAUGUGUCUAUGUGUCUGUGUGUUGUACAGACCAGGAUCAUUCUGGACUGCGGAGAGGACAACAUCUGUGUCCCUGACCUGAGGCUGACUGCUGAAGCGUGAGUGUCAAACUCCCCUGAGGUCCACAUCACUUAGUAGUGUCAUCUGUUUUCUUGGUCAAUCUACAUUUUCAAGACUUUUAACAAGUGAGAUCUCAUGGGAUCAGUGUGCUGGAAAAUAGGGUUACGUUAUUUGUACUACGAACCAUGCAGGUAACGGAAUAUCAGGGAAAUGAUUGUCUAGUUAGAGCAUUUUAUUCCUGUCUACUAUACAACCCUUUACGCCUCUACCUUUGACCCAUCCUCAGAGGUACCGACCGUCUUCUGAUAGGGGAUGACCACCCUGCCCUGUUGGUCAUCACAGCGGAGAACAGAGGAGAGGGGGGCCUACGAGACCGAGCUGGAGAUAAUCCCACCAACCAACAUACACUACCAGAGUAUGGUGACUGAUAGAGAGGUGACUGUCACUCUCCUGUUCAUAAUAAAAGGGAAUUGUUAAUAGAGUGAUAUCAACUGUCCCACGCACGUGACCUGCAGGAAAAACUCUGAGCCCAGAGUUUUGCUGGUCAGGUUACGUGGUCAGCAUAACCUACUGGCUCUACGUAAAACACACUGUCUGCAUCUGAAAUGGCCACCCUAUUCCCUAUUUAGAGCACUACUUUUGACCAGAGCUUCAUGGGCCCUGGUCAAAAAUAGUGCACUAUAUAGUGAAUAGGCUGUCUGAGUUUGCCAUCUCUCCCAGGGCUUCAGCAGGUUGAUCUGUGCUCAGAAGAAGGAGAACCAGACAGUGGUGGUGGUCUGUGAACUGGGGAACCCUAUGAAGCAGGGCCAGAAGGUAACCACCAUGUAAUUAUAGUAAAAGUAAAUACCCUUGAACGUGCCUUGCAUCUCCUGUUUCUGUAGCAUGAGGCAGCUUGAUGGACAGGACACUAAUCUAUCACAGGGCCUUAACCCCAAUCUCCUUAAUGCUGUCUGAGUGCCAAGCAGAGACUCAUCGGGUUCCAUUUUUACAGUCUGUAGUAUAACUUGGCCGGGGAUCGAACUCCCAACCUUCCAAACUCUGGCGGACACACUGAGUUGGCAUAGAGUUACAUCUAAAAUAAUAGUAAUUCAAUAGGAUUUUCUGUGGUAACCACUAACCAUAGCUAGUUGCUAGGGGAGAGGUGUGAAUGUGUUACCGAGACAUGUCACUGUGUGCUCUGGUUUCCUGUGAAUGUGUGAAAGCAUCAAGAAGGCUUCCGGUCGUUCUGGGUCUUCGCUGUCAACGGACGUGGAUGACAUGUGACUGUGUGUUUUACAAUAGCUUUGUUGUCCUGUCAGUCUGAAUGAUACAGUACAGUAUGUUCUUCUCUCUGUCUGUCGUAGCUCCAGGCCGGUCUGUUCUUCAGCGUGGGGAACCUGGAGGAGGUGGAGAGCCAAGUGUCAUUCACAUUACAGAUCAAAAGGCUAGAACAACACUUUCGUCCCGAUUUGUUGAUUUUAAUGCCCUCAAUGCCCCCAAGGCAUUGUUUUUAUGGUUUUUAUGUAACAUUUGAAUGUGAGAAUCAAGAUAAUAUUUAGUGUAGAGUGAUCAACACAAUGUAAGGCAUAUUUAGAGUCUCUGAGAUACACAUGGUUUACAUGCUGGUUAAUCCUGUCGUCUGUAUUUUAGACAUUCAAGGUGUCAGCUGAAGGUUCAUGGCUUUUCUAAUGAGACAAGGGAAAUGUUCAACACUCAUUCAGCUUCUCCGUUCCUUUAUUAUCUCUAGCAAGAACAGCCAGAACCCUGACAGUAACGUAGCCCAUCUGAGGAUUGAUGUCAGCGCUGUGGCAGCUCUGGAGAUGCGGGGGUGGGUGGGCCUUCCUUCAUUCUCCUCCAAUUAUCAUCAGAGCCAUAAACUGUGCUGUUUUGUGCUACCAUGGCAACGAGCACUCCUCCUGUGACCUUAGACACACUUGCUGUGUGACAAUUCAGAGCUGCCUUGGCAGACUAGUAGCAGACUGACUAUCUAAUAUCCAAAAGGGAUUAGUGAUGUUUGCCAUUGGAAGAUGUUGUCCUAAUGCGAGCGUAUUACAGUACAGUAACAGCAUGGUUUCCUCUUGUCCUUGUAGUUGUUGGCUUUCCCAGGACACGUAGUUACUAAUUAUCACCAGGGCUAUUUAACUAUAAGACCGAAAGGUGCAAAUUAAGCAUCCUGAAGCAGUCUGAUCCCUAUGUCCCACUGAGAUCAGUUAGAAACUAGGCAAUAUAUUGGAUCCCGGAUCGGCUGUCUGUGCUGCCAUGCAUGACAACAACCAUAUAAGCAUUGGCAAGACAGCAAAAAACAAUCUGGGACCAGGCUAGUGUUAUCAGUGUUGUCCUCAGUGUUUGGUCCACCCUUGUAGCCUGUUGUUUUUUGGACAGGGGCUCCUCUCCACCUGAGUGUGUCCUGCCCAUUGCCAAGUGGGAAGAGAAGGAGCAGCCUGCUGACCUGGAGGAGGUUGGCCCACUAGUGGAACAUGUCUAUGAGGUAACCUUAUUAUGGCUUACUCAGGUUCACUCAGUGAUUCACUCAGAAAAGAAACAAUGCAUUUAAGACAUUUGUCUCUCUGGGGUUGGUGCAGUUUCAGGCCAAAAUGCGUAACAUCUAUUUGAAGAGUCCAUAAGGCCCUUAUAGAGCAUGUUUUGUAUUCGUUAUGUCAUUUAUACAAAGACAAUGAGAUCCAACUUAGUGAGUGAAACCUGAAAGCAUGUGUUUUUGUGUUGAAACACUCAGUUGAGGAACCUGGGUCCGAGCACGGUCAACGCCAGGGUGGAGGUAGAGUUCCCCACCCGUCACCAUGGAGACUUCCUGCUCUAUGUGUUCGCCAACGCCUCUGAGGAUUUCCUCACCUGCCACACUGACUCCCCUGACAUCGACCCAUACCAGGUGAGAGAGGUAGCCAUGUUGUGGCCCUGCAGUGUGCCAGACAGCAAAUCUUUCUAUAGCGGGAAAAAAUAUGUUUUAUUUAAAAGGAAAUCACUAUUUUAUUUUAUGUUUGCCUUAAAUAGAAGCAAAACCACAUGUUCUUAUUCAUUCUUUUUCAUAUGAAAUUGGAGUACACUCUUCUGUUUUGGCAGUUGGUGAAGACUGGGAAUGCUACUGUUGGUACAGUGUACAAGGUCAAACAGAAUGAGGUGGCACGGCCGGAGACACAGCGCAAAGGGACCGUUCACGUGGUAAACAAGUUGUCGCCUCAUAAUGACAUGCAUCAGUGUACUUCUGACAGCAAUACAAUCAAACUGUCUUGUCUUUACUUGAUGCUGUACAGUGGCUAGUACCACUUUGCUGCAAUUUCAGUGACAACUUGCAAUAUUCUGUAUAUGCCACAAGAGGGGGAUGUACAACAAAAUAUUGCAUCUCUCAGGUGGAUGGGGACAUUCCAUUGAUGUGUUAUGGGGGAAACAAGUUGACUCAGUUCCGGUGUGGUCCUCUCUCGAUUUCUCCACAGAACUGCACCAGUGGAGAUACCUGUCUGAAGGUUUGUGUGUGAGGCCACAGGUCUGGAGAGAGGCUGGAGCGCUGUGGUGAAGGUGAUGUCCCGACUUGGGUACAGACUUUCCUGG
Messenger RNA from Coregonus sp. 'balchen', 20128 nucleotides. Lineage: Eukaryota; Metazoa; Chordata; Actinopteri; Salmoniformes; Salmonidae. The record is from the annotation of a GenBank genome assembly.